GUGAUCAGUUGCGUGUUGGCGUUCCUGUCCAACGGGUGUGUUUUCUUUUUUCGCUCGCGUUCGCGAACCCGCUGCAAGAAAGGUCCUUGCGCCAAGCAGGACUAUAUGUAGUUAAAUUGGAUUUUGGUUGUGAAUUUAAUUUUAUCUAAAUACAUACAUAUGUGCGCAUAUAUAUAUAUACAUUUGUGAAUGCACAUUUGCAUAUUUUCGUUUACUGUUACUGUUAAACACUAAUACGCUAAAGCGUUUAAGGAUUUUUUCAAAGUGCUAAAAAUAUAUAGAUAUCCUUGAAAGCAAGUCUAAAUAUAUGUGUAUGUGUAUAACUAAUGGAUUGUAAAGCAGUUGGAUUAUAAAACAAACACACACACACACACACACACACACACACGUACAUUGAAUGCAGUGAAAGUUAUUGGAAUAUAUUUUGUAUGCAAAAACAAGACGAAACUUUUAUGUGGAAAAUUAUUUUAAAAAUUAUUUUCAAUUUCACUUUAUUUUAAAUCUACAUACAUAAAGUUCAACUGAGCAAAGACGUUCGUUCACAAAUCUCAGUUAAUUAAACAACAAUCAACAAAAUGGAUUUAUCGAGGCGGUUGCGUUCAACGGCCUUGAUAUUAUUCAUCCUGCUCUUCUGUGUUCAAUCCUCACACUCCAGAUUUUAUGGAACGCGACAGAAAAGACAAUAUGGCGCUAAUAUGUACUUACCAGCGAGUUACAUUGUGCCCGGCGGCGAGGGUGAUGACGCUGAUGAAUGGACUGACUGGAGCUCACCAUCAGAGUGUUCACGCUCAUGCGGUGGCGGCGUAUCAUUUCAAACGCGCGACUGUCGAAGACUUGCACCCAAUGGGGCGCCGCUUUGUACGGGUGGCAAUCGCAAGUACUUCUCCUGCAAUACCCAAGACUGCCCCGAAGAGGAGCCCGACUUUAGAUCGCAGCAAUGUGCGCGCUUCAAUCGUGUACCCUUCGAUGGCGUGACCUAUGAAUGGGUGCCAUACACGAACGCACCCAAUCCAUGCGAGCUGAAUUGUAUGCCGGUGGGCGAGCGUUUCUACUAUCGCCAGAAGGCGAAGGUCAUCGAUGGUACACGCUGCAAUGACCGUGAACUUGAUGUGUGCGUGGACGGCGAAUGUCAGCCGGUGGGUUGUGAUAUGAUGCUGGGCUCGAAUGCAAAGGAGGACAAGUGCCGCAAAUGCGGUGGAGAUGGCAGCACGUGCCACACGAUAGCGAAUACUUUCACUGCCAACAACUAUCCAGUUGGAUACAAUGACAUCGUACUCAUUCCCGAUGGCGCCACCAAUAUACGCGUGCAGGAGACGGCACCCUCGAACAACUAUUUGGCCUGCCGCAACUCAUCCGGACAUUACUACUUGAACGGAAAUUGGCGCAUUGAUUUCCCGCGCCCAAUGUUCUACGCGGGCUGCUGGUGGAAUUAUCAAAGAAAGCCGGCAGGUUUUGCCGCACCCGACCAACUGACGUGCAGUGGACCGACAACGGAGUCAAUUACAAUCAUGAUGUUGGUGCAAGAUAAGAAUGUGAGCAUAGAUUAUGAGUACAGCAUACCAGAAACGAUACACAAUGCACCGCCAGUGGAGUACUCGUGGACACACAUGGAAUUCGAGCCGUGCAGUGUGCCCUGCGGCGGCGGUACACAGUCUCGUACGGUGACCUGCAACAACCGCAUGACUCUCGAAGAGGUUGAUCCCAAUUUGUGUGAUGCCAGCGCUAAGCCCGAAGAGGAGCAAGCAUGUGGCGAAAGCCCUUGCGCACCCCACUGGGUCGAAGGUGAGUGGGGAAAAUGCUCGAAGGGCUGCGGAGCCGAUGGUGUUCAGAAUAGGACAGUUAGCUGUGAACGUAUCUCGCCAAAUGGUGACCGCACAGCAGAAGAAGACUCAGUUUGCCUGAAGGAAGUGGGCAAUAAACCAGCCACACAACAAGAGUGCAAUAGAGAUGUGAAGAACUGCCCUAAAUAUCACUUGGGACCUUGGGCGCCGUGCGACAAAUUGUGCGGCGAAGGUAAGCAGAAGCGGAAAGUGACUUGCUAUAUUGAAGAGAACGGCCGUAAGCGUGUACUGCCCGAAGAAGACUGUGUGGAAGAGAAACCACCCACUGAGAAAGAAUGCAUGUUGGCUCCUUGCGAGGGUGUGGAUUGGAUUAUUUCCGAAUGGAGUGGGUGCGACGAAUGCGGACAAAAGACGGAAACACGCACUGCCAUUUGCGCAACCAAAUCAGGCAAAAUUUAUCCUGAAGAAUUCUGUGCGCCCGAAGUACCUGCACUGUCGCGGCCAUGCGAAUCGUCGAAAUGUAAGCCAAAAUGGUUCACCUCGGAAUGGAGUACGUGCUCUGCCGCGUGUGGCAAGGGCGUACAAUCCCGUAUCGUUAUAUGUGGAGAGUUCGAUGGUAAAAGUAUAAAACCUGCUGAAGACUCCAAAUGUGAAGCCACAGCGAAGCCAGAAAGUGAGCAAGAGUGUGAAGGCGAAGAAAAGGAGUGCCCUGGUCAGUGGUUUACUGGACCUUGGGAGCCAUGUAGUAAACCAUGCGGCGGCGGCGAACGUAAGCGUGAAGUUUUGUGCUUAGCAAAUGGCACAAAGUCGCUCAACUGCGAUGAAUCUAAAAUUGAAUCGCUUUCUGAAAAGUGCAAUACACAAGCCUGUACUGAGGAUGAACUUCUACCAGUUGAUGGUACGGCGGCGCCGAUAGCGGAAGAUGCGAGCGAGGAAGAAGAGUGUGACGAGGAUGAUGAGGGAUUGGAUUUGGAAACAAAGGAGGACCUGAAGAUCUCCGACGGCAUUGAGUUGGAUGAAGAGGCUACUACUUUGUCAUCACUGAUUACUGAUGAACUAAUGCUAAGCGAUUCACCGUCUACAGGAGAAUCGAGUGAAGUUACUUCUACAGACAUUCCAUAUAGUACCGUUGAGGGAUCUGGCGAAGAAACGGAUAUCACUGAGGAAACUACACUUGUGAGCGAAGGAAGUGGUGAUGAAUCCAGUGCGACUACCGGAAUUUCGGAUACCACUGAAUCUGGUUCAACUGAGGUAUCUUCAUCUGAGCAAACGCCCGAGGGAUCAUCUGUUGAAACAAGUGCGUCGCCUGUAUCUACAGAUUCAACUGAAACUUCACAAUCACCAGAAUCUACCGAAUCCACUGAGCCGGGUACUACCGAUGUUUCCACAUCUACCGAUAUUACUGAGACUACGGAGUCUCCUCAGUCGACAGAGUCAUCUGCAUCACCCGAGUCGACAGAAUCGCCUGCAUCGGAAGCAACCGAUGGGUCUAGCUCAACGGAAGUUUCAGCUUCAACUGACUCUACCGGAUCUCCCGAAUCGACAGAAUCCUCAGCUUCACCUGAAACUACGGAAUCACCUGUUUCCACUGAGUCUACAGUUAGUUCUUCAGACGUCACCGGUUUGUCUGAGUCGACCACGGAAUCAAGUGAUACGACAGGAUCUUCAGAAUCCACCGAAUCGUUGGCCACAGAUUCCACGCAAUCGACAGAUUCUACGGAGUCUGUGUCUACUGACACGACUGACUCAACUGAGUCUACCUCUACUGACACUACAGAGACUACCUCCACUGACACUACAGAGUCUACCUCUACUGACACUACAGAGUCAACAGUUUCUUCAUCCACAGACAUAACAGAAUCAACUAGCGAACAUUCCACGGAAUCAACCGACUCUACAGAAUCGUCAGUGUCAGCUGAUUCUACAACAGGCUCCCCUCUAUCUACAGACUCAACAGAAAGUACGACUGAUUCCUCGGAAACAACUGAUACUACUACCGAUGUUUCAACUGACUCCACAGUUACUGGAUCGGAUGUCACCACAGAUUCAACUGGUUCUGAAGCGACAGAUUCCUCAUCAGACAUUUCCGAUAUUACAGAAACAACUGACGCCAGCUCAGAUUCCUCUCUUAGUACCACUGAUUCUGGUAUAUCGGAAACCACAGAUGACACGGAUUCAACAGUAACCGCCGAAAGUGACGAAACCACAGUGUCCUCGAGUGACGUUACCGAAACCUCGGGAUCUACCGAUGUUUCAGAAUCAACCACUCUGGGCUUAACUGAGGAAAGCACAACUGAGGGAUCGACUGAGUCAACAACGGAAGGAGUAUCAUCUGAGUCAACAUCCGAAAUUAGUUCAACAGAAGCAUCUACUUUCAGUACUGAGACUAGUGAAAGUACAGAAUCUUCAUCGUCAACUGAUGUAUCGGAAACUACAGAAAUUGGAUCAACUGAAAGCACUGAGACUACAGAAAGUAGUCCCACUGAAAGCACAGAAACUACAGAGAGUGGGGCCACUGAUGAAACGACCAUCGAAGGAUCAGGUUCAACGGUUGAUAUUUGGUCUACUACAGAAGAAGGUGAAGAUAGCACGCCUUACACGCUUGAAGCACUUCUCACCAAAUCUCCUAAGCAAAAGAAAUGUAAGGCCAAGAAGGAUUGCAGAAAAGCAACAUAUGGUUGCUGUCCGGAUAAGAAAACGCCAGCCAAGGGUCCAUUCGAUGAGGGUUGUCCUAUUGUUAAGACCUGCGCUGAAACCAAGUACGGAUGUUGCUCGGACGGUGUUUCACCAGCCGAUGGCGCCAACAACGAAGGCUGUCCCAAAUCACUGUGCGCUGAGACAUUGUUCGGAUGUUGCCCAGACAACUACACGCCCGCUGAGGGAGAGGACAAUGAAGGCUGUCCUGAAACGACGACUGCACCACCAACUACGACUGUUGAAGAGGUUACAGAGGGAUCUGGAGAAACAACCGAAACACCGGAAAGUACAAUAUCACCAGAAAGCACAGAAAUUCCAGAAAGCACUAUUGAGCCAGAAAGAGAGGUGGUCAAAUCGUGCUCCUUCGGAGAAUUCGGUUGCUGUCCAGAUGGCACCACCGAAGCUAAAGGCAAAGAUUUCGCAGGUUGUGAACCAGCAGCACCAGAUACCAGAUCGUGUGCACAAACACCAAAUGGUUGCUGUCCAGAUGGUCGCUCUGCUGCUGCAGGCCCUAAUUACGAGGGUUGUGCCCCAUGCACACAAGAGCCAUUCGGUUGUUGUCCAGACAAUCAGACCCCUGCUCACGGACCACUGGGUGAGGGUUGUUGUCUGAACGCGCCAUAUGGUUGUUGCCCGGACAAUAUUAACGCUGCACGUGGACCAAACUUUGAGGACUGCGACUGCAAGUACACACCAUAUGGAUGCUGUCCCGAUCAGAAGACGGCAGCACGUGGACCCGACAGUGAAGGCUGUGAUUGUGAGAAAACGCCCCACGGUUGUUGCCCAGAUAAAAUCACGCCUGCAAGUGGACCGAAAUUUGAGGGAUGCGCAUGCCAUACGCUACAAUUCGGUUGCUGUCCCGAUGGCCUUACAAUUGCACAGGGACCACACCACUAUGGCUGCCACUGCUCACAAACCGAAUUCAAAUGUUGCCCCGAUGAGAAAACGCCUGCCAAGGGACCGAAUGGUGAGGGCUGUACUUGUUUGGAGAGCAAAUAUGGCUGCUGUCCUGAUGGUGUUACAGCGGCGGAAGGUGAGAAAUUCGAAGGCUGCGCAUCGGUUAAGGAACCGCCACAAAAGGCAUGCGGUCUGCCAAAGGUUACUGGACCAUGUGGUAACUUCAGCAUCAAGUACUUCUUUGACACUUCGUAUGGCGCAUGCGCACGCUUCUGGUAUGGAGGUUGUGAAGGUAAUAAUAAUCGAUUCGAAACCGAAGGUGACUGCAAGGCCACCUGCCAAGAGUAUAGCGGCAAAGAGGCUUGUUUCUUGCCCAAAAGCUCAGGGCCAUGCACGGGCUACAACAAAAAGUGGUACUUUGAUUCGGAACGCAACCGUUGCGAGGAAUUCAAUUACGGAGGCUGCUAUGGCACCUCGAAUCGAUUCGAUAGUUUGGCCGAAUGUCAGGCACUCUGCGCCAUUGAUGAAACUACACCACCCUGCGACCAACCCAUGGAGGCCGGUCCCUGCGAGGGCAACUUUGAGCGUUGGUACUAUGACAACCAGACAGAUGUGUGCCGUCCAUUCCGCUAUGGUGGCUGCAAGGGCAACAAGAACAACUACCCAACCGAACAUGCCUGCAGCUAUCACUGCCGACAGCCGGGCGUACACAAAGAUUAUUGCUCGCUUCCUAAGCAACCCGGUGAUUGCAGUGAACAACACGCGCGCUGGCACUACUCGGAUGCGGACAAGAAGUGCAUGCCCUUCUACUACACAGGUUGUGGAGGCAACAAAAAUAAUUUCCCAUCCCAGGAGUCGUGCGAGGAUCAUUGUCCCAAGGAAGUUGCCAAGGACACUUGCGAGAUACCAGCCGAGGUUGGCGCUUGCACAGAUUAUACUGCCAUGUGGUAUUACGACACCAAGGACGAGCGUUGUCGUCAAUUCUACUACGGCGGCUGCGGCGGUAACGACAACAAGUUCCCCACCGAAGAAGCUUGUCUGCAACGUUGCGAGAAGAAACCUGAGCCCGAAGCUGAACCAGAACCAGAACCCGCACCGGCACCAGCGCCCACCUCGAAGGAGGUCUGUCAGUACAGCGCAGAUGCCGGUGACUGCCGUGCCUUCAUACUGCAGUGGUACUAUGAUGGAGAAGCCAAAGCCUGUCGUCAAUUCUACUACGGCGGCUGCGGUGGCAAUGCAAAUCGCUUCAAUUCUCAGGAUGAGUGUAAUCAACUCUGCGCCAUACAAUCUCCCCCUGCUGCGCCUGCUCCUGAGCGCCAGCCAGCGCCACAGCCUGCACCAGCGCCAGUAACUGCGAAUGUUUGUGAAACUGCAUCGGAUCCGGGCGACUGCGAUAACUAUGAGUUGAAAUGGUAUUACGAGAAAGACGAGGGUCGUUGCACACAAUUCUACUAUGGCGGCUGCGGCGGCAAUGAAAAUCGUUUUGAGACCGAAGAAGCCUGUAAUGCACGCUGCGUGUCACCACUGCCAGAUGUUAAUGUGCGCUUUGGCGAAGAGGAGCCGGCACCAGCGCCAGCACCUGUGCCGGAUUCGCGCGAAGACAGGGGUUGUACGCUACAGCCUGAUUAUGGCCGCUGCUCCGACAACAAUCAGACACGUUGGUACUACAAUUACGCCGACGGGCUGUGUGACGAAUUCGUUUAUGGCGGCUGCGCAGGUAACCAGAAUAACUUUAGGAGUGAGGAAGAAUGUCAGGAUCAAUGCUUUGAGGUGCAAACGACCUGCUCACUGCCACCACUGCCGGGUAGAUGUAACGAACAUAUUGUACGCUGGUACUACGACGAGCGCGAUAAGCGCUGCUACGAAUUCGAGUUCACCGGUUGUCGCGGUAAUAGAAACAACUUCGUUACGGAGUCGGAAUGCCUGCAAUGGUGCGGUAAUGAGACACCUCAACAGCCACAGCCAGGAACAUCGGCGCCGGUCUACUCGGUUUGUGAUCUGCCUGUGGAGCACGGUGAUUGCGACAACAGCACUGCGGCAUGGUUCUACGAUGGCGAGUCGAUGGCUUGCACAGCCUUCUCGUAUUCGGGUUGUGGCGGCAAUGGAAAUCGCUUCGAAUCGAAGGAGCAAUGCGAUCGCCAGUGCGGCGAUUUCAAGGGAGUCGAUGUGUGCAAUGAACCAGUGGAAACUGGUCCAUGCCGUCAGUGGCAGACUCGUUUCUAUUACAAUAACGCGUCGCGCACCUGUGAACCAUUCACUUAUGGCGGUUGCGAAGGUACCGGCAAUCGUUUCGGCGAACGCGCAGAGUGCGAAUCAGUUUGCAUUUUAGGUCAAGAACCAAAGACGCGCGCACCUAAAGAUAUUUGUAAGCUGCCGGUACAGAUUGGAAGUUGCAACGGUACGACGGCCUACGAACGCCGAUACUACUAUGACGACGAGCGCGGCACCUGUGUAUCCUUCAUUUAUUCGGGUUGCGCUGGCAACCAGAACAAUUUCCGUACAUACGAAGCUUGCUUUGACUACUGUGCAAGAACCGAAAAUACGCCCGAAGCCAACGAGAAUGAAGUCGAACCCAACCCAUGCGACACCUAUGAGCAUGAAUGUCGUGCGCUGCGCUGUACAUUCGGUUCACGCCGUGUUCCGGUGGAGAAUAGUGAUUGUACGCGCUGCGUUUGCGAGAAUCCUUGCGAGCGUCACGAAUGCCCCGAAGGCCAGCAAUGCGCUGUCGACGUGUCAAGCGAUGCAUCCAGACAAUUCAUGCCCGUCUGCCGCGAAACCAACAAGACGGGCGAGUGCCCACAUCUCAGUCAGCCAGAAGAGGAAAACUGCGGUCGCGAAUGUUACACCGAUGCGGACUGUCGUGAAGACAACAAGUGUUGCAGCAAUGGUUGUGGCUUUGUUUGCGUGCGCCCAACGCAGCCAACAUCCCGUCCACGGCCCCCCACUACACCUGCGCCAGCUGUCAUCUACCCAGGUGAUGUACAGGUUGCACUGGAACCCAAGAAACCGCAAGAGGUUGAUGUGCAGGCCGCCGUUGGCGGAAUCGCUGUGUUGCGUUGCUUCGCUACUGGCAGUCCACCACCGAAUGUUACAUGGUCGCGCAGCAAUGUGCUGAUCGACACCAAUCAGGGACGAUAUGUUCUGACUGCCGCCGGUGAUUUGACGAUUGUGCAGGUACGUCAGACGGACAGCGGCUCGUACGUGUGUGUAGCGUCCAAUGGCCUAGGCGAUCCAGUGAGUCGCGCAGUGCAGCUGGCAGUGACAGAGCCAAAAGAGAUACCCGCUUACGUUUAUGGCGAAAAGAAUGCGACACAAAUUGUUAGCUUGAAUCGACCAGCGCAGGUGCGUUGUCCGGCUGGUGGUCAUCCUGCGCCGCAUGUCAGUUGGUGGCGUAAUCGCAAACGUUUGGGCUUGAUAAGUGAUCGCUUCGAGUUGACGCGCGACUAUUCGCUAAUGUUCCGUUCCAUACAAUUGACGGAUCUCGGUCCGUAUACUUGUGAAGUUUGGAAUGGUUUAGGUCGUCCGACGUCCAUGAAAGUCGUGCUAAAGGCAGUGGGGCCAGCACGCGCCGUGACGAACGAUGAAGCGCCCUAUCUGCAAUAUAUCAUAGAUCCAGCACGCGCGCCAGUCACUCAACGACCCUCGUAUCCAUACCGCCCACAACGACCACAGCCACCACCGCCACCAGUGUAUGUCGCACCACCGCGCCGACCCCAAACGAUGACCGCGCAAGCUGUGCUUGCAUUGGAUCCCAGAAACACCUAUAGCCCGGGCGCGUCCAUUGCGAUGCAGUGCUCGGUGCAAGGCUACCCCGCACCGAAUGUGACCUGGACAAAGGACUCGAUACCGCUGCAGGCGGACGAACGCAUACAAAUUACAGUUGAGCCACAUACGCUGGUGAUAAACAAUGCCACACCCGAGGACACUGGCAUGUAUGGUUGCACGGCGAGAAACUCCGUGAGUUAUAACACCAGCGAAGAGCGCGUCACCAUUGAGUCCACGAUACCGAUCCAUCCGGAUUGCGUAGAUAAUCCAUACUUUGCGAAGUGUGAGCUGAUUGUCAGCGGUCGCUACUGUGGUCAUCGGUACUACGCUAAGUUCUGUUGCCGAUCAUGUACGCUAGCUGGCCAAAUAACGUAUCCACAUCCGAAUGCCGUGUAGAUAGAAGGCUACCUGAGUGAAUAUUUAAGCGGUCUAGAGCGUGCUUGAUGCUUUACUCUACGAACAUGUAUUUUUUAGCUGUCUUUUUGGCGACAGCGUUUGUGCACAAAUCAGUUAAAAUUCCAAAAGAAAAAAAAAAGAAAAAUAAUUAACAGUACUAUUAACAUUUAAUCGACGCACAAAUUUAGCAAACUAGUACUUUCCGCUCUAAAAUUAGGUAUUAAAAAAAAAUAAAAAUAAAAAAUUGAAAUGAUUUUCACACUUUACACGCACACUUUUAGCUGACUCAGCUCGAUCAAAACGAGCUGCAAGUUUUCAGCUAUCCUCAGCUUAAUCACAACAACAGCAACAGCUUCAAAGUUUUUCGCUCAUGUCAACACAUACACAAACACACGCACAAAAAAUGCAAAUACUAAGAAGAAGAAUAGCUUUUAUACAUAUACAACUACAUACAUACAUAAAUUUAUAAAAUAGAAUUUUAGUUUUUAAUUUGUUCCUAUUUAUUGUGUCCGUUUGUCCGGUUCGGAUAAGGCAAACACAUGCAUGCAUACUACAUACCGAAUAACUGUAAAUAUGUGUGCCUAUUUAGAAAUCGAAGGUCACACGCACACACACUUACACACACACAAACCAAUGUACUAAUACUCAUAUAAAACGAUCAAGAAGGAUUUUACUCAUAGACGAUUUUCUGAGUUACCUUUUUGAAAUUAAUUUUAAUUUAAACGAUAUGUUUUGUAAUUACAAAGUGCCUUACGAUU
Molecule: messenger RNA, 10294 nt
Organism: Rhagoletis zephyria (snowberry fruit fly)
Lineage: Eukaryota; Metazoa; Arthropoda; Insecta; Diptera; Tephritidae
Gene: Ppn
Product: proteoglycan-like sulfated glycoprotein papilin
Biological process (GO): extracellular matrix organization; transforming growth factor beta receptor signaling pathway; proteolysis
Cellular component (GO): extracellular matrix; extracellular region
Molecular function (GO): transforming growth factor beta binding; metalloendopeptidase activity; serine-type endopeptidase inhibitor activity
Source: RefSeq, a predicted model, not a curated record